Strongylus vulgaris is the source of this 372-nucleotide messenger RNA. The record is from the annotation of a GenBank genome assembly. Lineage: Eukaryota; Metazoa; Nematoda; Chromadorea; Rhabditida; Strongylidae.
AUGCCAAAAGAUAAUUUGGAAGGGCUAACGUUAAUUGCACAUUUAGGACCUGAUCCAGAUGAUAUGCUCAACCAGGGUUACACAGAUGCCCAGGGCAAAUUUCAAUUGUCUGGUGGAACCACAGAAACAACCCAGAUAGAUCCUGUGCUGAAAAUUUACCACGACUGUAAUGAUGUCACACAAGUUGGAGGGGUAGCUAAAACUUUUACUAUUAAUCUGUUUGUGUUGCAGCCUGGAAGCCGUAAAGUUACCUUCGCUCUUCCCAGUAAGUACGUUACGAACGCAAAACAACCCAAAACUGUUAUGGACAUCGGAACUAUCAAUUUGGAGUUGAUAUUUCAAGAAGAAGGAAGAGAGUUUAUUGUUAGUUGA